This is a messenger RNA of Cuscuta campestris, 2581 nucleotides long. Lineage: Eukaryota; Viridiplantae; Streptophyta; Magnoliopsida; Solanales; Convolvulaceae. The record is from the annotation of a GenBank genome assembly.
GAGAGUCUCUCGGGAGGCUGGAUUAGCCACAAGUUGUGGUGAACCAGGGUAAAAUUCGGUGUGCCUCUUACUCUUCUCUUUACUUCUCUUUUAAUUUUUUAAUUCCUGCGAUUUCUACGAUCAAACGCUAUUCACCCCCCCUCUAGCGUUGGUCUAUUAUUCUAACAAUUGAUAUCAGAGCCUAACUCGCGUCCAAACUUAACCAUUUGAGAGUAAAGCGAUCAUGGGUUCUUCUUCUAGAAAUCUCUAUGCAGGAAUUGGAGAAGGUCAGUCUACGUCUAGGCCACCACUCUUUGAUGGCACCAACUAUUCCUAUUGGAAGGAACGGAUGAGAAUCUAUAUUCGUUCCACCAACUUCCAAUUAUGGUUGGUCAUCAAAAAUGGAGAGCAAAUCCCAAUGAAGAAAGUAGGAGAAACCACGGUCCCAAAAACCGAGGACGAAUUUGAUGCCGAGGACAUCAAAAAGGUGGAGAACUACACCAAGGCAAUCAACAUGCUGUACUGUGCCGUCAAUCCUGAUGAUUAUCGCAAGAUCUCUUGCUGCACCACUGCAAAAGAAAUGUGGGAUAAGCUGGAAGUCACAUAUGAAGGAACGGAUCAAGUUCGGGAAGCCAAAAUUGACUUCCUAACGCAGGAGUACGAGAUGUUUAGAAUGAAGGAAGACGAGAAGAUCGACGACAUGUUUGACCGAUUUUCCAAGAUAGUCAAUGAUCUUCACGCAUUAAAGAGGACUUACACCAACAAGGAUCUUGUGCGAAAAAUCCUGCGAAGUCUCACACCCGAAUGGAGAUCAAAGGCAGAUGCAAUCUAUGAAUCCAUCGGAGUCUCAAAUAUCACCAUCGACGGGUUAAGAGGUAAUCUCAAAACUUAUGAAUCUACUAUUCUAACCCCAUCUUUGGAUGAACAAAAGAAGAAGGGAAUAGCGCUGAAAGCAACCAAGGAGACCAUGGAAGAAGCUUCAAGCGAUGACGACAACGAGUUCGGACUCGUCAUCAAGAAAUUCCAAAAAUUCAUGAAGAAGGAAUUUGAACGGAAAGGAAGAAAGCACGACGGUCCCCCAAAGUGCUAUGGCUGUGGCGAGAUAGGCCACAUCAAGCCAAGAUACUCCGGCGACGAGUCAACUGAUCAAGAAGAGGAGGAAGCCACCAACCUCUCCCUCAUGGCGCAUGAAGAUCAAACCGACGACAUUCAAGAGUCCAAGGCGUCCAAGAAGAAAGGUCCGGCCGAGGCAACGUCUUCAGUGCCUCAGCCCUUUCUGUACCUCGACGGAUCCUUUCUUGAGUUCGGAUCGGAGGAAGAACUCACGCGCUUCCUCAAUCACUUUGCCAAACGCCCGAUCUCUCCGCCUCGUGUGCUACCGGAGCUGUAUCCCCAAGACAAAGGGUACCACGACCUCGACAAUCAACUCAAAGAGUCGGGUUUGUGGCCCUUCGUCUCCAAGAGCCGCACCUCCUACAAUCCCGCCUAUGUCCGGGCCUUCUACUCAUAUCUGCGCCGUGACGGGGACACCAUCUAUAGCAGCAUCAAUCUCUACGACAUAGAGCUUGAUUUGCCUACCUUUGCUCGGGUCGCAGGGCUGCCCAUCCGCGGUGACGACAUCGCGACGUACGGUGGCGACGAUUGGAUUCUCAACAACGAGGCGGUCGUCAUUCACGAGCUUGAGAUCACCAACUUAAUCCGCCACAGCGGUGCGCCGACGAUCCACUCGGCCCCACCGGACAAGUGCCUCCUUCUCUACAUCAUCACCCGGAUUCUUUGCCCCCGGGACAGCAACCACACCUCGCUCUUCAACGAGGACUUAAAGGCGAUUCAUGCCAUCAUGCACGGCGCCUCCAUCAACUGGGCGAAAUUCAUCAUGAUUCACAUGGAGGAUUGCGCCUCCAUCACCACCGAGCGGAGCUUGCCAUACGCCUUCCUCGUCAUGGACCUCAUCGUCUCCGCCAACAUCCACAUCGCCGGGCCAAGCACGAAGAUGACGAAGCUGUGGGUCAUCGCCGACACCACCAUCAAGAAGAAUUUCGGAGACAAAGACGGCGCCGCCCGUGCCCCUGCCCCCGAUCCCGCCCGGGCCUUGUUGCAGUCCAUAGCCGACACCCUAAAUCGGCUAACCCUCACGGUGGACGAAAUGGAGCAGUACAUGGAGCGGAUGCCUAGACUCUUCCCUUCUUUCCUUUUUUUAAAUAUGAUUGUAAAGCCUUGGUCCAACAUCAACACAAGGCAGAACGAUCUUACCCAGCGAUGGGGACUUUACCCCAUCGAUAGGAAUCCAGCGAUGGGAAGGCUUAACCAUCGCUGGGAAGGCAUGACCGUUGGAAGUCAUUUAAGGUUGAUUCUUUCCUUGUUUGGAAGUCAACCUCCCACCCAGCGAUGGGAAGCUUGUACCCAUCGAUGGGUAGGUGACCGUUGGCUUCAAAACUGAAGGAAAAUUGGUCUACCAGCGAUGGGUAGAAACCAUACAUCGCUGGGAAGCCAAUAUCCUACAGAUCCACAAUUUAUUCAAUCCCAUAAAUCAAGCCAAUCACCCCUUUAAUGUAUUGGUCCGUUGGAGCCUAUUUUGGCACUAUAAAAAGGGGUGUUUGGG